This is a messenger RNA of Dicentrarchus labrax (European seabass), 3490 nucleotides long. RefSeq names its product androgen receptor. Bases 442 to 2514 code for a protein of 690 amino acids. The record is from RefSeq and is a predicted model, not a curated record. Gene Ontology annotation, molecular function: zinc ion binding; sequence-specific DNA binding; DNA-binding transcription factor activity. The transcript has 9 exons. Gene Ontology annotation, biological process: regulation of DNA-templated transcription; male gonad development. NCBI's taxonomy places the organism in Eukaryota, Metazoa, Chordata, Actinopteri, Moronidae.
CGCGAGAACCGACAGAUUCCACGGCCAAAUAAUGGGAGGCACGGCGCUGGGAUUCCAAUUGAGACAAAAAGUUAUGUUUAGGGUUGUUGUUCAGUAGCCUACGCAAUGUUAAGCCGCUCAUUAUACCCGAGUUCAAAGUUCUCUUACGUGAAUUUCUAACAGUUACUCAUGAAGUGACGGCAAAUGGCCUUUAUGCAUUUCGCCUGGUGGAGAAAACGCUUACUUCAUAAAAAGUUCUCGAGCCCUUAAGUCGCGGAACAUGUUGACGGGAUGUCCUUUCUUUGUAGCAACCCACAUCGACGACUGCUCUGUGAAUCUCCUACCCGCUGACACAUAUGACCGGAGUCUCAUGGGGUAGGCGUAUUCUCGUCUGGAAAGUGUUGUUUUUAUUUGUCCUCCUGUGCAACCAGCUCACUGCUUGAAACUCGACGUGAGCUGAAGAUGGCCUUUAACUCGUCUGAUAUAGAAGAAACGUCAAACUCUUUAAUAAUGAAUGAGCGCGAUCGCUUGGAUACCGCGGACACCUGUGCGUGCCCAACUACCGCGGAGCUCAGUAAAGCAGUGUCAGUGUCCUUGGGUUUGGAUACGGUGUCUUCUCCUGCUCCGCUCAACAACAACAUGAACCAGUGCUCCUCCAGCAGCGCCUUUUCAGACUUCGACCCCACUGUGGAGAACAGUUCUCGGGGAGUGCUGGAGUUCGGAGCGGCUCGAGAUAUGAACUCAGAAGGCAGCGGGUUUCUACUGAAUGACACUACACAAAGAGAGGACGACUUUGGAGAGGUGUGCCACGGCAUACAGCAGGUAAGCUGCAUGGAUCUGCUCAGAUCGGGUGAAAUGGACAGCGCGCAAACCGUGACGCGCGGCCAGGUGAUAUCCAGAUAUGUUUGCAAAGAAUCAAACUUGUUUCUGAACCCGGUGGUCGAGAUGCCCGCGCCCUCCCCGAUGGACGAGCUCUUGCCUUUGAAACCAUACCCUGCGUACUCUGCCAAUCCCAACCUAUACAGGGAUACCCCGGGUGUGUGGUGCGCAUACAGCGGACCACCCGAGCCAGAGAGAGGCGGAUCUGGCGGACACACUUUGUUGUGCAAAUAUUGUAAUUGUGGCCAGGUCUCUCGUGGAUCCAGGCAGGAAUGCCACUGUGUCUGGUACAGCAAGAGCGAGCAGGGUCGUAAAGGUGGCACGCGAGCAGCGAUGGCACAAGGGUACGGACAAGUGGAAAGUUACCAAAGUGCGAUUCCUCAAGGGCAUGCCACUUUUUCCAAUAUCAAAACCGAACCUUCAGUGUGGGUGGACUGCACAGAUCGCAGUUUCAGACAUGAGGAUUUGUUUCCCGGUGUGUACCUCUCAGACAGGAGAGUUUGUCAGGUGUGCGGUGAUGAUGCCUCAGGUUGUCACUAUGGAGCAGUCACCUGUGGCAGCUGCAAAGUAUUCUUCAAGAGGGCCGCUGCAGGUAAGCAGAACCACCUGUGUGCCAGCCGGAACGACUGCACCAUCGACAAACUGAGGCGGAAAAACUGUGCCUCUUGCCGUUUAAAGAGAUGCUUUAUGUCGGGAAUGAGCCUUAAAGGUCGAAGGCUGAAGGGAGCCGGACAGACGAGGAACGGAGAGGAGGAGCAACCUCUGGGUCCCUGGGGGCCUGGCGAACGAGGAGAAAGGGCUGGGAAGAGAGAUAUCAUCUUGGAGCCUGGAAGUGCAGCUGCCAGGGCUCAAACAGCAUCCCAUGCCCUGGCUCUAGGCAUCCCACCGAGCUUGCGCUCCUGUCUCUCCCUGCUCAGUGUCUUGCAGACCAUUGAGCCGGCCGUGGUCAAUGCGGGACAUGACCAUGCCCUGCCAGACAGCCCCGCGUCCUUGCUCACCAGCCUCAAUGAGCUGGGGGAAAGACAGCUGGUAACCGUGGUGCGCUGGGCCAAGGCAAUACCAGGUUUCCGUGACCUGCAUGUGGAUGAUCAGAUGUCAGUGAUUCAGUUGUCAUGGAUGGGGGUGAUGGUGUUUGCUUUGGGUUGGAGGUCCUACACACUCACUAACAGCUCCAUGCUGUACUUUGCUCCAGACCUGGUCUUCAAUGACGAGCGGAUGCAAGUGUCCAGUAUGUAUGAACACUGUGUGAGGAUGAAGCUACUCUCCCAAAGGUUCUGCAUGCUAAAAGUUACCCAGGAGGAGUUCCUCUGCAUGAAGGCCCUGGUCCUCUUCAGCAUCAUGCCAGUGGAGGGCCUGAAGAGCCAGCGUUGUUUUGAUGAACUGCGGACCUCCUACAUCAAGGAGCUGGACCGCUUAGCCAGCCAUCGCGGAGAGACCACCCGUACACAGAGACUGUUUCAGCUCACACAGCUGCUGGACUACCUCCAGUCGGUUGUGAGGAAGUUACACCAGUUCACCUAUGAUCUGUUCAUCCAAGCUCAGUCCCUGCAGACGCGCGUCAACUUCCCAGAGAUGAUCUCGGAGAUUGUUAGCGUUCACGUGCCCAAGAUCCUCUCAGGCAUGGUCAAGCCCAUCCUUUUCCACAAUACAGCCUAGGGAGAAGUCUCUGUGGUUGUCCUAUAUGUCACCUGAGCUCCAGCACCCAGUCUUCAGCCAUUUCUGGUGAAGCUUGAAACAGCUAAAGAGGGUUUUUGAUUCUUCCAGCGUAUUGUACAUAUUCUUCCAGCCUAUUGUAACUGCAUCUACUCCGUUCUUAUUACUGCCUGUUAUCUGUAUCAUGCACAUCUAUUCUGGAGCUGAUUAAAACACCUUUUAGCAUGCAUUCCUCCACACAACAACAACUGGCAUGUAGACUUCCUCACAUUAACAACAUGACAACAUGUCAUUUUGAGAGGUAAGACAGUGAUGAGAAAAACAUUUUUGCAGAGUUCACAUCCCCAUCGCUUUUCUGUGUGCAGUACAGUAGUAUGACAUUUGCACUAGCUUUUUCCACAAUGAAUGUUAUUGUGUGCACCUGAGGUGAACAAAGUUGCUGAUUGACAUUUAAUAAAUGGUUGUGGCAUGCAUGCUAAGAAGCAAAGCUGUCUCGCCUGAAGGCAUACGAGAACUUUUUUUUUUUUUUAGAAGCUGCUCUCAUCCAUAGAAGUAAUGGUCGACUAAUAGUUUUAGGUGUCGUCAAAAUAAAAACACUUUUAAACUGCAAGUAACUGCAAAUUUCAAAUGCAUAUUUAUGAAUAUUGUAAUGUCAAAAGGGCACAACAAAAACCCUGAAAAAAAUAAUUGCACAAAACAUAAAAGACUACUCGAAUGAAUUGAAUUUGAAUUUAAGUUUGCUUGUUUUUGGUUGUCAAACAUUAUUCAAGUACAGUUUUUCCCAAGUGGACAUUUAAUACUGUUGUAACUUUUCUACUGUUUCUUAAAGUGUUCUUUGCAAGUGCUUUUUGGUGCAUUAUAAUGUGUUAAUUGUAGCUUUUGACAUUUUUGCUAAACGUUAAACGUUCAGCCAAGAAUCUGCUCGUUUGUUGCCGCAUUGAUAGCUUAAGAUGUAAUAAAACUGAUGCAUGAGUGUGUA